UAGACGCCACAGUGCAGCCGAAUCUCAAAGAACGAAUAAAAAUAACUCGGCAUUUGAUUAUAAGGCGUGGAAGAUGUGAAGGAUAAAAGGAAUAUAAAUGGAGACUGACAAUUCUUCCUUUUGUUCUCCUCUUCAUAAUAUACCCAUGAUAAAUAGUCUUCAGGUUAUAAAGCACUUCCUAAUAUCUUUCAACCCCGUUCCCGUGUGAACUUAUUAUCCCCGUAUAUUCCACAUGUGCCAAAUGACACAAACAGAAGACGUGACACAGACAGCAAGAGGACAAAUGAUGCGCACUAGGAAAGAUGAGUUGUGUCUAGCAUGAGAAGUGGUAAUGGGCAGAAGCAUCAUUUCAUCCGAACCUAAAAGGUGUGUAAAAAGUUUGUCACCAAAACGUAUCCCCCCGUUAAAAGUGCGGAACACUGACAAAUGACUGACAAAACACAAUUUGGUUGAAAUUAUAAAAUAUUAGAUGUCGUCUCCAAAGAGCCUAAAAAGAGUAUUGAUCUUCAGUCGUCCCUGGUGUGAUUUUUUAUUUAUUUAUUUUUACAUAUGCCCCUAUAAAUUUCCAUGAAGCUGUCGUUUGCUCCUUGCCCUCAUUCUCCAUUACAAUGAUAAAAAACGACAACAUCAAAUACUGACUCACUCAUAAGGCUUGAAGAUGCUAUAUAUAUAUAUAAGCUGACGCCCGUGGUUAUGGGAAAUCUUGGUUAUUGUGCCAAAUCGUGAGCCUAUCCCCAUUAACAUUCAAUCAGUCAUUCUGGUGCCAGCCAAUGAAAGGUGGAGAGGGAUGGAGGAGGACGGAGCUGCUAGACGGAGCUUUUUGACGCGCUGAGAGGAGGACAGAGCGUCACAUCUCUCCAAACGCCCAUCAAACUUUCACCACAGCCUGUGGAGAGGACCCAGUUCUCUGAAAGAGGCCUGCUAGAGACAACAAGGAUGAUGGAGUCACUACUGGCGAUCACUUCUGGUAUAGUUUAACGCUGCUGCGAAUUUCCCUGAAAACGUCUUGUUCAGUUUUUUCGUCCUUCUUGCGACAGAGCGACGGGGAUGGAGCAAGCACCCAGCGCGCCGAGCCCUCCUCCCAAACCGGCCCAUCACGAGCCCAUCAGCUUCGGGAUCGAUCAGAUCUUGGGAGCCGGUACAGAGCCGGAAAACGGGCGCACGGCUGGGAGACAAAUUGGAUCAGAUUUAAGCAGCGGGGACGGCUAUUACAGUUUAGGAAGCCCGACCGGAGCCAGCGCGCCCUCAUACACCGCGCUGUCUAUCUCCCUCUCCGGUAUAAUGCCUCCGGUGGAGGCUUCAGGUUCAUACGGCGAGAGCAGGAGUCUGGCCAGCCGAGUGAUUCGAGUCCCGGCACACAGACCCAUGACAGCUCCGGGACCCCCGGCCCCAGUCCAGGGCGCUGUUCCUGGGUUUGGAGGGCUUUGCUUCCCCUGGAUAGGCAACAGAUUCGCCAAGGACAGAAUAUCAGCGGCUCUCGUGCCGUUCGCCGUUACGCGGCGGAUAGGACACCCGUACCAGAACCGGACUCCUCCCAAACGGAAAAAGCCCCGCACGUCCUUCUCCAGAGUUCAGAUCUGCGAGCUGGAGAAGCGCUUCCACCGGCAGAAGUACCUGGCCAGCGCCGAGCGGGCAGCCCUGGCCAAGAGUCUGAAGAUGACAGACGCACAGGUCAAAACCUGGUUCCAGAACCGCAGGACCAAGUGGAGGAGACAGACAGCCGAGGAGAGGGAGGCGGAGCGUCAGCAGGCCAAUCGCCUCAUCCUGCAGCUUCAGCAGUCCGCCCUCCAGAAGUCCCUCAGCGAAUCAGCAGUGUCGGAUCCACUGUGCGCCCAUAACUCCUCCCUGUACGCCCUGCAGAACCUCCAACCCUGGGCGGAGGAAAGGGAAUAGAGACCAACACCACGCUGUAAUCAAUAAGCGUCAUCGAUUAUCCCUGGGAGGAUAAAUAAAUUCAACUAGCCUACAUGAGGACAGUGGGACUUACUUUGAUUCAUGCAAUGGAGAAAAAAAUGUUGGACCAGUAAAACUGAAGAAUGGGUCACAGCCAAUUUGAGUGGAUGGUUGUGAGAAUGGACCUGAAAUGAUGGUGAGUGAAGCCUCUCUUGAAGCAGAAACAGAACUUGCUUGGAAUAAAUCUUGCGACUCUGUACUUGGGAACAGUGAGACUUUUUCAAAUCCAAAAAGGACACAGAACUUGUCAUUAAAAUUUCUUGUCACCCUGUUGAUUGUCUUUGUCAUGCAUCUUAUUCUUUUUAUUAGAAUAAGACCAAGAAAGACAACUAACCUAUAAAACUGAAGGAGGCAAUUAAUUCUCCACAGUGAGACACAAUAUGAUGGAGUGUUUUUUCUGAAGGUCUUCUCUCAAUGCAACCAUCUCCUAAACAACAAGCUGACUUUCCUACACUUUGACAGGGUUGGCAGACAAAAAAAAGGCAAGGCCUUCACUCCACCUAUACAAUAGAGAACUUGCAUAGAAAUGUGUCAUUGAAUUUCAAAUAAAUAUCCUGCUCUAUUUUUAUCAAAAUGCACAGAAAGAAAGGUCACAAAAAGAAUUCAUUCACAAAAAGAAUUAAGAAAAACAAUUUGUUCCGGUGCUUAAACUUUCUUCCGCUCUCAUUUAUAAAUGUAAACCCUCCAACUCCAAUCACCUGUAUAUACACAGGUGUGGUGCACCACCUUAGCCCAAGAAAAUGAUGCCUAAAAUGUUAACGUUAAGGGGAAAAUGCUUUUGGGAGCGGUAAUAAAAGGAAAAUAGAUGUCAGGAUUACAGGGGAGAGAAGUGAAGAAAAUAUGAAAGAGGCUGUAAGUUGGGUAAUAAAAGGAGUGAUGCAUGUUUAGUGAUGGUGGUGACGGUUUUUUUCAUAUGCACAUUAUCAUGCUUUAUUUGUGGGCCGCGUCCUUCGGGAUGGAGGCACAAAUGUACAACUCUUUUUGUACUUUCAUUGUAUAUGUGUAAAUAACAGUAUAAACCAUUCUUG
Molecule: messenger RNA, 2981 nt
Organism: Micropterus salmoides (largemouth bass)
Lineage: Eukaryota; Metazoa; Chordata; Actinopteri; Centrarchiformes; Centrarchidae
Product: T-cell leukemia homeobox protein 3-like
Exons: 3
Coding region: 1048-1893 (281 amino acids)
Biological process (GO): animal organ development; regulation of transcription by RNA polymerase II
Cellular component (GO): nucleus
Molecular function (GO): RNA polymerase II cis-regulatory region sequence-specific DNA binding; DNA-binding transcription factor activity, RNA polymerase II-specific
Source: RefSeq, a predicted model, not a curated record